Messenger RNA from Stomoxys calcitrans (stable fly), 662 nucleotides. Its product is annotated as tRNA-specific adenosine deaminase 2. Gene Ontology annotation, cellular component: nucleus; cytoplasm. The record is from RefSeq and is a predicted model, not a curated record. Gene Ontology annotation, biological process: tRNA wobble adenosine to inosine editing. Lineage: Eukaryota; Metazoa; Arthropoda; Insecta; Diptera; Muscidae. The transcript has a single exon. Bases 43 to 528 code for a protein of 161 amino acids. Gene Ontology annotation, molecular function: tRNA-specific adenosine-34 deaminase activity.
UUCUUUAGAUAGUUUUAAUACAACAGCAAAUAAUUUUACCCAAUGGCAUAUGAAAAAUACAUGGCUGAGGCUUUUGUGGAAGCUCGCAAUGCCCUGUCCGCUGGUGAAGUUCCUGUGGGUUGUGUAUUUGUCUAUAAUGAAGACAUUAUUGCCCGUGGCGGCAAUGAAGUAAAUGCCACUAAAAAUGCCACCCGUCAUGCAGAAUUCAUAUGCAUUGACCAAGUAUUGGAGUACUGUAAGAAUGAAAAUCUCUCAGCGAACGAGGUUUUUCGUGAGAUAUCUGUCGUUGUUACUGUGGAACCAUGCAUAAUGUGUUCAGCUGCCCUACAUGAUCUCAAGGUGAAGGAAAUAGUUUAUGGAUGUGCCAAUGAUCGUUUCGGUGGUAAAACAGUGGUUGAUGUUCCCAAAGUUGUUGGAUAUUCGCUGAAUGUCAUUGGAGGCAUAAGAGCAGACGAGGCAAUGGAAUUGUUAAAAGACUUUUAUAAAGGAGAAAAUCCAUCAGCUCCAAUUGCGAAAAGUAAAAGAUGAUUAUGUUUGUUGGUUUAGUGUGUAAGGUUAAUGUCCCAGGCGUCUUCAUUAUCAUAGUAGAUACGCCUUUCUUAAUGUCGAUAGUGCCUAAUAAAUUUGUUUGACAGUUUGUGUUUUUCGUUUAUUACCUAUGA